CAUCAUAUAAUAGAGUGUACCGUACCAAAGGUGAAAAAAAAAGAAGAAGCAAAGGUCCCAAGUUCGAAACUGAGAAACGUGAAAGGAGAUGGUACCUUUGUCAUUAUCUCAACAUAAUCUCUGGCCGCCGGAAUCUGGAUCCACGGCGUUUCGAAGUUUCGCAACCGCCGCAUCCAUACACGCGUGCGAUCAUCUUCGCCGUCACCUCCGCCUUGGCUUACGUAUCCGCUCCUCCCUUCAGAAACUGCAGCAAGUCUCUGAUGCUGCACGAACGGAGUUAUCAAGAAGAGUCGUUCUGUUCAACAGUGCUAACUUCCUCCACUCCAGAGAUGAUAUCAGAUCUUCGUUGCUAUCAAUAUGUUUCUUUAAUGGAGGAGGAGAGAGUAGGAUAGAUCCUAGAGGUGAGGAAGGAUCAUCAUCAUCAUCAAACCAGGAGACUUCCAAGAGAAACACAAGCAGUGGACGGAGGUGGACCAAUGUCCUCCUUGCCGUUAACGUUAUAAUGUAUAUUGCACAAGUUGCAUCCAAUGGUAGAGUGCUGACAUGGGGAGCCAAGGUUAACAGCUUAAUCGAUAGAGGUCAGUUAUGGAGACUGGCUACAUCUUCUGUUCUUCAUGCGAAUCCUAUGCAUCUCAUGAUUAAUUGCUAUUCUUUGAAUUCUAUUGGACCAACUGCUGAGAGUUUAGGUGGCCCAAAGAGAUUCCUUGCCGUUUACUUGACAUCUGCAGUUGCAAGUUCAGCAAUGAGUUACUGGCUCAACAAAUCGCCAUCAGUUGGUGCUUCCGGUGCAAUUUUCGGAUUGGUUGGCUCGGUAGCUGUAUUUGUCAUGAGACACAAACAAAUGGUCAGAGGUGGGAAUGAAGAUCUGAUGCAGAUAGCUCAAGUUAUUGCCUUAAACAUGACAUUGGGUUUAGUGUCAAGAGGCAUAGAUAACUGGGGACAUAUUGGUGGCUUACUUGGUGGAACCGCAAUGGCAUGGCUUGUAGGACCACAGUGGAAGUAUGAGUACACAACAAGAGACGGUCGGAGAGUCUUCGUGGACAGGGCUCCAAUGCCACUCUUUUUGCGGUGGAGAAAUGAACGGGGACGAAGCUGAACAGUUUUCUCUUUUAAUGCCAUGUGAAUGAAUAUAUAGAGAGAUUGGAUGUGUAUUUGGGAGGACUUGAUUCUUGGGUCAAAGUAGCAGCUCGUUACUAAAAUGUUAAUGUUUGAUGUCUUAAAUGUUUUUAUAAAAACCAAGUUUGGAUUAAUGUUUGUUUAUUAAUUUAAAUAAAUGUUAAUGAUAGAUUUAAUUGUA
Messenger RNA from Brassica napus (rape), 1297 nucleotides. Its product is annotated as RHOMBOID-like protein 10, chloroplastic. NCBI's taxonomy places the organism in Eukaryota, Viridiplantae, Streptophyta, Magnoliopsida, Brassicales, Brassicaceae. Gene Ontology annotation, cellular component: chloroplast membrane. The record is from RefSeq and is a predicted model, not a curated record. Gene Ontology annotation, molecular function: serine-type endopeptidase activity. Bases 89 to 1096 code for a protein of 335 amino acids. The transcript has 8 exons.